UGGCAACUCUUGUUUGCAACAACAAUGUAAAAUCAAUUAUAUUUUGCAUUGAUAAGGAAAAAAUAAUAUUUAAAACAGUAAUUGUGUUAUAUUUCACAAAACUUCUUUAAAUUAUUGUCUAUGGAUGGUUUAUAUUGGAAAAAGUUAAAGGAUAUCGAUAAAACUUCGGGAGUUUUAUAUACAAUUCCGCCCUUCCAAAAAGUACCAGCAGCCAAUAAUAGCAGCAAAAUGGAGCAAUUGUCGGGUGUUAUGAUAAUUAUUAUAAUUGGAGGAGGGGUAUUGACUUUUGUGAUGUUAUUCAUAUUUGCCAAAAGACAAAUAAUGCGUUUUACCCUGAGGAGCAGAAGAGGACCACAUGUACCAGUGGGCAAUGAUGCUAAGAAGACUUUAAGAAGGGAAAUAGAACGUCGUUUGGAUUGUAUACAAAAAAUUGCCCAAGAACCCAAACUAUUAUGGAAUGAUGAUAAAUAUAUUCUACAGUGCGAUAAGAGUUUGCCUCCGUAUUAUUAUCGUAUGCAGGCUGUGGAUGAUAUAAAAAUUUUAGAACGUGAAAUAGCAAAAUAUGAUGGUUCCACACGACAUCCAUAUGAUAAUUUAAGAGCAUUUCUCUUGACCACCCUAUCAUCAUGUCUUACUGGCACCGGACAACGUAUGAUCCAUCAGUACUGCGACAUGUACGAGCAUGCAAGACAUGAUCCCAAUGAAUUUGGCAGUGAAGAGUAUGAAGCAUAUCAUAGAAUUUUGUUAAAACUUAUAGAAGCAGCCAAACAAUUGAAACCGUUUAAUAACUCACGCAAAAGUUCACCAGCCCGUUCUAUGAUGAAGACCACAAAAAUGCCUUCCUUACUCGAUCCAUCGCGUCUCAAACCCCCACCGGCCACUGGUGUAAGAACAACUGGUGCCCAACUGUCUACAGCUGGUAGUGAUUUAACUGCUGGCCAUCAAUCAAAAGUUAAUUUGACAUUAGGUCUUCAUGGACGAGAUAUUGAUGGUUGUGAGAUUGUUACAAAUCCAUUGCAUUUACAAACACCAGCCGAUCGUGAUAUUAUCAUUAGAAAUCGCAUAAAAACUCCAACUUUAGAUGAUAUAGUCAAUGAUCCCGAUGAUGAUGAGAUAAUUGAGGGUGGAGAUGAUGAAAUUAUGAGCAUUUCAUCGGUUAAAUUUAAUGAUAAUUCUAGUGUUGUAUGAUGAUAAGAUGUCUAGCAGUAGCCAGUUAAUAAUUAAGAACAAAACAUAUUAAAUAAUUUGUAGAAAAACGGAAGUGAAAA
Calliphora vicina (urban bluebottle blowfly) is the source of this 1268-nucleotide messenger RNA. RefSeq names its product protein C1orf43 homolog. NCBI's taxonomy places the organism in Eukaryota, Metazoa, Arthropoda, Insecta, Diptera, Calliphoridae. Bases 121 to 1188 code for a protein of 355 amino acids. The record is from RefSeq and is a predicted model, not a curated record. The transcript is spliced from 4 exons.